UUGACCAACAUAUAAAUACUAAAAUCUCACAGAGAUUCUUCACAUUUGGUGAUUUGUGUGAAAUCGACCAAAUGAUGUGGUCACCGCUCGUCUUAACAUUUUUGGUUGGGUAUACCCUUGCUUCAACCCCCGCCUUCAAAGAAAAUACCGAAUAUGUAUACCAAAUUAAUGGGCGAACACUAAGCAGCCUGCACGAUGUUUCCGAUCAGUAUUCUGGCAUAUUCCUGAAAGCCAAAUUUCACAUCUCCAAGCAGCCCGAUGGAAAACUACAAGGAAGGCUAUCUGAUGCCCAUUAUGCUCAAAUUCAUAGCCCCCUCCCUAAUGGGUUGGAGACAGAGAUCCCAGAAUCACAAAUGAGUUACAAAAAGCUGAGUCUCUCUCAAAACCCAUUCCAAAUGGUUGUAGAAGAUGGGCUUAUCCAGAACAUUAUUAUGGAAAAGGAAGUUAGCAACUGGGAAGCUAACAUUAUCAAAAGUAUUACCAGUCAGUAUCAGUUGGAUGUCAACGGAAAGAACGCAAUCUACGACCCAAGCAACAGACUACCAAGUGGGGACAAUUUGAGUGGAGUGUUCAAAACAAUGGAAAAAACUGUUACCGGUGAGACUGAAACGGAAUAUAAAAUCCACAACUUGCCUUUGUAUAUUCUUCAAUCUCGACCAUGGUUGGCCCCUAAAUCCGACAUACGAGAAGACAGUGAGGUAUUUGAAGUUAUUAAGAACAAGAAUUAUUCAAAUUCUGAGGAAAGGCCUUCAUACCAUUACGGUUUUGGAAAUAUGUUUGAAAAUGAACCUACCGCUAACAGUUUGGGAGAAUUCUUAACAAGACAAUCAGAGUCCCGUGCCAUUUUAACGGGUAAGCCUUCCAGAUAUACCAUCCAAAGUAGUUAUACCGUUAACAAGAUUGUCAUUAAACCUAGCGUGAACAACAAGGAGAGAGGGUCAGUUGUUAGUAUUGUCAACGCCACAUUAGUUGAAAUCAAAAAUCAAAAUCAACAACUCGAACAUUUAUCCAAUCCUGUCGACAUCGGAGAUCUUGUAUAUACUUUCGAAGAUCCGUUGUCUCAAAAUAACCAUGUAAGAGAAAAAAGUAUGAAACCAUCCAGUUCUAACGAAGAUGUCAGUGAAGAAAGUAAUGAGAGAUUAUGGCACAGACUCCGUCGUUCUAUUUCUCAAAAGAUGGAAAAGUACAACAAAGGCAGUAGAUCAUCUGAAGAAAAUGUACAACAACAACAAAGGCCCGAAAUGAGCCACGCCCCACAGUCUCCACUCCUUCCAUACUUGAUGGGAUACCACGGAAAAUCGAUUAAACAAAACCGAGAUUUCGAUCUUAGGCAAAACGUGCAAAGGAUGGCUCAAGAAAUAAGCGAAAACAUUCAGGAACCAGAAACAAUCCUCAAACAAUCUACCUUAAGCAAAUACAUCAUGCUGGCUUCGUGGGUUAGAGUUAUGGACGAAGAAGAAAUUAAACAUGUAGCUGAACAAUUGUAUGUCCAAUCGGGACAAGGCAAAGAGCUUUUAGCCUGGGAGCUUUACCGUGACGCUGUAGCCGAAGCUGGAACAGGACCUGCCUUUCUUAACAUCCAAAGAUGGAUUGAGAAUAAAAAAAUUAGCAACAGAGAAGCUGCCGAUGUUGUCUCUACCAUGGCCCGUUCAGUCCGCACCCCCACUGACGAAUAUAUGCAAAAGUUCUACGAUCUGACCAAGAGCAGCAAAGUUAAAGAACAACUCUACCUCAACCAAACAGCUGUUCUGUCAUAUGCUAACCUCGUAUACAGAGUUUACAUCAACCGAAACGAGUCCCACAAUCAAUAUCCAGUACACAGCUUUGGAAGUUUCUUCACUAAAGAAGGACGCCAAUUUGUAAAAGAUAUAGUAAUCCCAUACUAUGGUCAACAACUCGAACAGGCCAUUGCUCAAGCUGACUCUCCAAGAGUACACUUGUACAUUACUGCUUUAGGACAUAUUGCACACAAAAAAAUCUUGAAUGUGUAUGAACCUUACUUAGAAGGACAAAAGCAAUGUUCUCAAUUUCAACGAAUGUUAAUGGUGAAUUCUUUGAGAAGACUGUCCAAAACUAAGCCAUCUGAUGCCCUACCUGUACUAUACAGAAUUUUCCAAAAUGCCGGAGAGCUUCCUGAAAUUAGAAUUAUUGCCGCAUAUAUGGUUUUCAAAAAUCCCAUGGUUCUUUCUGAAAGGCUACAAAGCAUGGCCGAAAAUACUAAUGCCGAAUAUCAAGAACAAGUAAACGCUGCCAUAAAGUCAGCUAUUGAAUCAGCGUCUCGUAUGGAUUCACACAAAUAUCACGACUUGCACAAAGCCGCUCAAUCUGCCUUGCCACUCCUUACAAAGAAACUCUAUGGAGAUGAAAAAAGCUUUAUUGACUUCCGUGACUAUAUUAUCAAUGAUAUGCACACAGAAGUUUAUCAAGAUUUCCUUGAGAUUGGCGGUUCAGAAAGCUACUGGCCUAAGGUUGUACAACUAUCCGCUCACGGACGAGAAAGCGAAAUGUCACGUGACUACUUUUCAAUUGGUGGAAUGACAUCCAGUAUCAAGGAAUUUACUAAUGUUUUAUACCAACAAACUGACAGUUAUAAACAAGCCAAGAACCAGAGAUCUCAGCACCAAAGUGAAGAAAGUAAAUGGUCAAGUGCAAACAUCGCUCGCUACAUGAACUACCAAACCGAAGAAAGAGAACAACUUGAAAAUUACAUCUAUUCUGAUAUAGCUGGCGUGUCUCAUUUAUGGUCUUUCGAUAACCAAACCAUCGAACGCUUACCCGAAGUUGUUCGUGAACAAGAAGAAAUAUUAAGUAAAGGCAAGCAAAUCAGUUACACAAAACUAAGACAAGUUCAAGAACUUGCUUUAUCAGUUCCCACUGAAAUGGGGCUGCCAUUCUUAUAUACUUAUGAUACGCCAAUUUUACUUAGAUUCGAAGGAAAGAUCCAAGCUAAAGCUACUCCUCAGGUUUCAGAUGGCAAAACAUUAGCAAAACCUGAUAAAAUUGAUGCUCAAAUUGAAGGUUCUGUAACUUUCAGCGCAAAGGGCCAAAGUCAUUUAUCAUUUGUUACACCUUUCGACCACCAAGUCUACACUGCCGGAUUUGACAGAAACAUACAAGCACAUUUCCCAGUAAAUGUCAAGGCUGAAAUUGAUACCAAGAAAGCUGAAACUACAGUUGAAUUCAAAGUUAAAAGACCCCAAAAUGAUGCCCGCUUGUUGCAUUAUAGUAGCCUACCCUAUACAUCAAGAAGCGAUUUAAUGAGUGCCGUCCCAAUAAUUCUAAGACCAAAUACCCAAAUUAUUACUCCUCAGGUAAACAAAUUUAGAUAUUUCGAUACAGUUUAUGGAAAGAAAGAAACUGGAAUGUCCUUCCGUGCUAAGGGACACUAUCCUGUCCAGACACUUAAUGUUGGUGAAUUAGUCUAUGCACUUAAAUCUAGAAGAGUAGAUACUUUAUUGCAGUUGCUAUGGGAUCGUUCUUCGCUCCAAAAUACCGACGUAUCAAUUACCUCUGUACCUAGCCAAUCAACCACCAACAAAGUAAUUCUACGUUAUAGCCAUCGCAAUGAAUAUAAGAUGCAACCAGACAUCGAAAAUCAAGAAGCCUUCUUUAGUUAUGAUCAACUGGCUGAAAAAAGUCAAGGUGAGUCACAACAACGCCACGAAAAAUUACUUAAAUACGUCGGAGCUGGAAUAAGAAGCGCUCAACUCCACUCAAGUCAAUUGUCUUUGGAAUUCGAAGGACUCAAGAAGCAACAGUAUUUAUUCGGAGUAACCUCUGGAAAGAGCAACGCUGAUCCUAUCUCCAGAACCAUUAUGUAUUACAAGCAAAAUGGCGAAAAGCAACAGCAACACCAAUUUUCUUUAGAUGUGAAAGGUUACGUACCAAAUACCAACGGUUUGGACCUUACGUAUUCCCUGAAAAGUGCACCCGAAGCAAAAUACGAAGUACGCAUGUUAUAUGGAGCAAACAAAAAUGACGCCGCCUUAGUAUCUGGAAAAAUCACCUUCAUAAGAAGCGACGAACGUAAAGAAAUGCUAACUCAGAAACCUUUGUAUAAUCAGUGCAAAAGAGAAAUGCAAGAAGGCAACUUCCAACUUCCAGCAUGCCAGAAUAUGACCAUUGAAUCUAACCUCUUAGACACCAUUGAAUCCCAAUGGCAAUAUUCUAACAUAAAUAGCAAUUCUAACAUAAAUAAUAACAAGUAUGAAGACAUAGUAAAGGACGUAUUCGAAACUUUAAAAAUGUAUUAUUAUCCAGUUACUAGAAUAGAAAGGAUUGGAUCUAAACAAAACGAAAUUGAAGUUAAGAUUAAAUUGGAACCUGAGGACCUCAGAAGAUUAAACAUUAGUAUUGAAAGCGGUGAAGAGCGUACCACUAUGCACGAUAUGCCUAUUAAUAGUGAACUGAUUAGGACUUUAUUAUUAUCACACCCUGUUUUCCAUGCCCCGUCUAGAUAUAUGGGAGUUCUUAAGGCAUGGCCACUAUUUAGACCUACUUGUGUUAUUGACCAAACAUCUGGCCAAACCUUCAACAACAGAACGUAUCCACUCUCUCUUGGAACCGAAUGGACUGUAGCUCUCCAGUAUGUCCCACAAGAGGCUCGCAAAUCUGACCUUAAGACUGAAACUGUUGAAGAGCAACUAAAACGACAAGAAGAAAAUUACGCCGUCCUGGUACGUCAACCUUCCGCAGAAGAAAAAGAAGUAUUGGUCACUUUCAACCAUCCAAAAUCGGAAGGCAAAACUGUAGAAAUCAACAUGAAGGCUCAACAACAAAGCCAACGAUCUGGCUCAAGCCCACUCGCCACCGUUUACGUCGACAGUAGAGAGAUGAAGUUUAACGACACAGAAGCAGCUGAUUUAUACAAAGGAUUCGUCCAAAUCUACGCCUUGCCAAACGGAGAAGUUAAAGUAGAAAUCCAAGAUGCAUUCUAUGUGAUCUUCGAUGGAAAACGCGUCAAGCUUACCUCAACCAGCAGCAAACUCCGUGACUCCAACAAAGGACUUUGUGGAAAAUUCAGCAACGACAAAUACGAGGACUUUACGGUACCCGCUAACUGCAUUGUAGCCGACUACAACCAAUUUGUAGAAAGUUACCAAAUGACAGCUGGCAACGAAAGAAGUCAAGCAAAGACCCAAAACUGCAUUGCUAAAGUAAUGCCUCUAUACGAUGAUGUAAUUCCAAGCAGAAAUACGAACUUAAACAGUGAACAUUCAGCCGGCAAAGUGCAACUACGAAAUCGCUAUGUUGAAGAAAACGAACGCAUUUGCUUUACAAUCCGUCCAGUUCCUACAUGCAAAGGAACACCCCGCAAGGUUCUAUCCAAGCCAGUAGCUGUACACUGCAUCGAAAAGACCAAAACAGCCACGUACCUGAAAAACCAAAUCGACAAAGGAGCCAACCCAGAUUUCAGCCAUAAAGAAGAAACCAAACAGGUUUUGAUAAGUCUAGCUCGUGAAUGUUAAUUAAUAUAUAAAUUAUUAUUCAGCAUGUAUAAAAUGUAAAAAAAAAUAAAACAAAAAAUUACUUUUAUAAUAA
Messenger RNA from Sitophilus oryzae (rice weevil), 5541 nucleotides. RefSeq names its product vitellogenin-like. The record is from RefSeq and is a predicted model, not a curated record. Gene Ontology annotation, molecular function: lipid carrier activity. Bases 72 to 5468 code for a protein of 1798 amino acids. NCBI's taxonomy places the organism in Eukaryota, Metazoa, Arthropoda, Insecta, Coleoptera, Curculionidae. The transcript is spliced from 5 exons. Gene Ontology annotation, biological process: lipid transport.